Molecule: messenger RNA, 1351 nt
Organism: Gasterosteus aculeatus aculeatus (three-spined stickleback)
Lineage: Eukaryota; Metazoa; Chordata; Actinopteri; Perciformes; Gasterosteidae
Gene: cisha
Product: cytokine inducible SH2-containing protein a
Biological process (GO): phosphatidylinositol phosphate biosynthetic process; intracellular signal transduction
Cellular component (GO): phosphatidylinositol 3-kinase complex
Molecular function (GO): 1-phosphatidylinositol-3-kinase regulator activity
Source: RefSeq, marked provisional
GCUCCGACCCGCUGCCGAGGACACUCUGAAAUGUAUCGCUGUCCCUUUUUUUUAACUGGACGUUUUGUUUCCGGUGUUUUCAUAUAAACCGCAGGGACGCAUCGACACAGGAUACACGGCGCUCUGUGAUUGUCCCGCUCCUACCUUGUCGAGGUUAAAGCUGGCUUUUCAUUUCAUAAGAGCUUUGGUCUCUACAUUACAUGUUCCUUAUCCUUCAUUUUUUGAAGGAUAACUAGUGAUCGGAUCUUAGCCAAGAAGAAUCGGGAAAUAGUAUGAUUCUUUGUGUACCAGGUCCGAGAGCUUCUCUGCCCGGUGCUCUGUCCACUGAGAGUCCACGGGGUAUGCGGGCAGGAGCCGCACCUUCCACGCCAUGCCUUCAAAGCACCCCCCCACCAUGGGACCCCACAAAGGACCUGCGAGCAAUUGCAAGCAACUUCUGCUAUCUAGAAAAUUCAGGGUGGUACUGGGGAGCUGUAACGGCGGCUCAGGCCCACGCCGCGCUGCAGGAGGCGUCUGAAGGAGCGUUCCUGGUGCGAGACAGCAGUCACCCUCUGUACAUGCUGACCCUCUCGGUCAGGACGGCCCGCGGUCCCACCAGUAUACGGAUCCAGUACAGCGGCGCCAUGUUUCUGCUCGACUCCAGCUCCCCGGCCCGGCCCACCCUGUCGUCCUUCCCCAACGUGCCCAGCCUGGUGCAGCACUACAUGGGGCCGGAGAGGCAGGCCGAGGAGGGGAAGGUGGUGGAGGACGCUCCUUCAAAGCCCUCUCAGCAGACAAUUCAGGAGACGUCUGUGGUCUUAAAACUCAAGCGGGCCGUGUUCAAGCCCCAGGGGCUCCCCUCUUUACAGCACCUCACGCGCCUCGUCAUUAACAGACACUCGGACUGCCCCGAACAGCUACCGCUCCCGAGGCCUCUGCUGCGUUACGUACAGGACUACCCCUUCAAGGUGUAAAGGCUCCCUGAGGUCCAUUAUUCCAACCUAAAAGGAGGGUGGGGGGGAAGCCCCUGUCACACAGGUCCUGUCCUUCAAAGAGUGCUGCACAAGCUGUUGGGAGGCCCAGUCACGAAAAUGCUGGACACGGGGUCAUAACUUUUGCUGAAGAAAUGGGCACAAUAUCAGUAAAUACUGACUGGGCUGGUUUCACACUUGAUUCGUGGAGGACUGAGUGACGAAGUACACGAGGUGAAGAGGACUUGAGAGCAAACCUCCGUACUGUAAUCCUUUAUUUCAUGAUGGAUGUGGAAAUUGUCCAUAUCUGUAUUACCAUAAUCAGUUAAUGAAGUACAAGCAGUUCCAAAGAAGGACAUGGAUUCCAUCGAGACAUCUUUUAUGACAUUUUUUCUACCUUU